This is a messenger RNA of Gamsiella multidivaricata, 957 nucleotides long. RefSeq lists its product as uncharacterized. The record is from RefSeq and is a predicted model, not a curated record. The transcript has a single exon. The coding region runs from base 267 to 797 and encodes 176 amino acids. NCBI's taxonomy places the organism in Eukaryota, Fungi, Mortierellomycota, Mortierellomycetes, Mortierellales, Mortierellaceae.
UGGCGGAGUAGUACAGUAUAGGUGGUCUGAGUCCUUGCGUCCUAGGUCAUCAACGUCCUUUUCCUGUUCUUUCUCAGCCUCCUCCUGUUCAUCAUGAUCACUCGCAUCAGUUCCUCUCUCGACUUUGUUCUUGGACGAGAUGCAUGGGCAAAUGUUCCGCAGUAUAUCUCUGUUUGUUGAACUAGGCUCGCCUAGACUAAAGACGCUCUCGAUGAAUCGCCCGAUGAAUCGCCCGAUGAGUUGCUGACUCAACCGCUUGGUGCCAGAUGGAAGCUGUUACGGCAGUCUGGAGACGUCUUUCGAUUUCGGGCACCAAUUUCGACUUCCUCAGAGUUCGAUUCAGAUUGGCUGAAACGGUUCCGACAUCAAGGAUGAUCGUGGGAUGUUCCCAGCCCAUAGCUCAAACUAAAUCGCCCUUUCCUGUCGAGUCGGUCACCGGUUUUGGCGUUUUCUCCUUCUCUUUCUUCUUCACCACCUCCUUGAGAGCAUCCGCGCCGGGACCCAAAGGUUUCUCGGGCACCUUCGUCCAUGCCUUCCAUAUGUACUGUUUCAUUACUUCAGGCGGUUCAUGUUGCUUGAGUCCAGUGCGCUGUUUGAUAGAAUACCUCGGUUGGUAUCGCGGGGUCCUAGUGCGAGGCAAAGCCGGAUGUGCCUCAAUAGGACUGUCUGCCUCAUAUAUAAAGGGGCGAUCAAUUGUACGGUAUCGGUUGAAGUUCUGGCAAGUUCUAUGCUGUUGGACUUUUACACCGCUAGACUCGCUAUUGCAGGUUCAUAAGGACUACAACAAGAUAGAGUAGACAGAGUUGAUCGCAGCAUGAACACAUGCAAUCAAAUGAUGACUUCGAGGAAUGAAAAUAUUCAUAUUUACUUUCUCUCCUUGACGCACUUGUCGUUGCUUCUCCUGUAUUUAGGAGUGCCGCUGAGAAAGGCCAUCAAAUUUCCUCCGAACACCAUUAU